GAGCUGAAGCGAGCGCGUGGGUGUGGGCGCUAUUAAAACAAGGCUGAGAGUACUUCGGGUGAGUCAUUCAAACGCAGGCCGUGCCAUGGUGAAAAACCAUUGUGGCUUUUUAAUCAGAUGAAAUUUUAGGUUUUGCGUGAGUUGUUUCUCAAGCGCUCGCUAUGGAUACGAACACUUUAUUCUGUGCGUUUUGUGGGAUCAUCCUGCUGGCGGCAACGAGCAUCAGCGGAGUAAACACGCAGAACUCCUGCAGACCAUCUGAGGUAUGGAACCCGGACAUUGAAGAGUGCUUCCCCUGCUCCUCCUGUUUGCAGUACCCCAAAACUCCAUCGUGUGAAAAAUGCCCUCGUCUCCCUCCUGCUCAGUCGGACGCCUGGAGGCUGGCGGCCAUCACUAGCCUGUCGGUGCUGGCUGCCGUGCUGGUGUUCGGAGGCCUGCUCAUCGGGGUCGUAGUGCACAAGUGCCGGACGAAGAGGAGUACCCUGAGAGAGCCCAUUGAAGAGACCACAGGACCACUUUACCCCUUACCGUAGCCGCACAAGCUGUGCGAUUCAGCGCGAUGAAAAAGGAACCAAAGGGCAAUGGGAUCAUCAGCGAUCAGUGAUCAGUGAACUGUUAACUCCGGUCGACCCCUCCUCCCCCUACUCCCUACACCUCCCCCGCCCCCUUCUCCCUCCUCCCUUUCAGCCUAACGGACUGGGGCUGCGACCACAGAGUAUUCUUUGAGUAGCGACGUCUUGACUAUUCUAUUUAUUGUAAACUGGUAGCUGACAUGUAGAGAGAUGUGGCUUCAAGUCACUUGACUUCAGGUGACUUCAAGACUAUAUUUUAUAUGUGGACUGAUCCUGGGUUCAGCCAGGCAAAACGAAGGAAGGACUUUUUUUUAAAGACCUGGAUGGCCAAAGUUGGUCCCAUGAGGAACUGCACUUGUUGCCUAGCGAUGAAGCCAAGGCUGGGUGAAGGUGGGCGUUGGCUGGUGUCGGGGAGGGGAGGGGAGGGGAGGGUCUUGGUUUUGGGGCGUUUUGGAAGAUGGAGCGAUGCCUGGCCCACAGCGUGCAAUCAUCUCAGUGGAUUCUCCUGGAGCUAGAAAAUCCAUGUUUUAUUACGUUUUAUUUUAUGUUAUCUUAUUUUAUUUUAUUUAUUUUUCCUCCCUUUGUACAGUCUUCUAUGCCCCGUAACACACGCGCACACGCAAACACACACAUUCAGUGGAAAUGUGUUACAUUCCUCUUUUCUAAAUCUAAUGUUAUAUGCCAGCUGACAUAGUCUUAGUAUCAGUCUAAGGCAGUACUACAGUGUUGGCCAAACUGAAACCAUUUACAUCAUUUCUCUUGAGUUUUCUCGCUGGUUUUCCUUAUGCCUUUUUUUAAUACAAGUUGGUAUGAACUGAUGUGUGUUGCUGGAGAAUAACCAGAAAAGCUCAAUUUGGCCAUCACUGUAUUGCUAUCUUAUCUAACAGUUUGAGACUACUUAAGUACAUUUUCUUGCAACAAAUGACCUUGUACCUAAGGUGACAUAAGGGCUUUUUUUAUACCCAAACCCUUCCUCGGUUUUAUAUAUCGACCCCAGACAACCUCUAGAACGUUCCCUUACCUUCAGUCUGGCACAUGGCCUCUUGAAUGUACAAUGUUUCAGCAAUAGCACAUAUUUUUGUAGUUGUUCUUGUCUAUAUAUAAAUAGGUGAUAGUAUUAGUACUUACAGGCUUUUAACAGUAUGCACUUAACCCCAUUUUGUUUUACACAUGCGAGAAACCUCACAGUCUGUAUGCUAUGUUUCGACACUGACAUGACUGCCUGUGUGCCGUGCCUUAUUGUUUGUUCUGGAGUCUGAUGCACCCUAGCUAGCAUCUUUUCCCCCUCAAGGGAUCUGAAGAGAAGGUGAACGCCAGGCCUGGACUGAUGACCUGGCAUACAGGGCAUUUCCUGAUGGGCCGACUGUCCUCAGGUGCCAGUGCUCUUGGUUUUUUAAUUACUAUUAUUAUUGUCAUCAUUUUCUUAGACAUUGGCCCACAGUUAAGGUGCCAGAAAAAUGCCCGGGCCAGUCCAGUCCUCACCAUGUGGUGGUGCCGCCUGCUGCAUCUGAGCUCUGUGUGUGUACAUGCAAAACGGACUAGUUGGCAAGAAGAAGUGAAGGAAGGUGCAGAAUAUGGGUUGGUGUGAUUGAACAACAAGUGAGUAGAGAGGAGCCAGCUCACCAUGAAUGCGCCUCUUUGUUGUGUUGUCAAUCGACAUAGCCAGUAGGACUAUUAUAAAAAACUGACCACACACACAAGGCUGUUGCUGUGCUGCCGGGGCACUGAAGCAGUAUGGGGGUAGUGGCAACUGAAACUGACUGCCCUGGGCUCGCCAGUGUGCAAGGAUAGGGGAUCCAGCUGUGUUAUCAUGAUGGUGUCUGUUACAGUUACAUGAGGAAUAAAGAAAGGGACUCGUUUUUGUUUAUAGGCCCAAGAAUGAAAGUGCUCUGACUGCUCUGUCUUAAGCUGACAGUGACUGACUGUGUUGAGGGCCUGGAGGCUUUCAUAGUUUUCCUGUGGCCAGAAGUGCCAGCCAGGAGGAGUGGGUAGAUCAGAGCAGUUUGUGGGUUUUCACAAACCCACAGGGGCCCUAUGACAUAGUUAGAGAGGGGGGCCCGAAUACAUUUUCAUUCACAGCCCCUACUUUUUCUUGUUGCUCUCUUCCUCUGCCACCCAAAUGGGUGCUCCAUCCAUGGACAGAUAGGAAGGCAUUCCUUCCCGUCCUCACAAAUGGCUGGCUAAUACCUCAGCAAGGCCCAGCCAUCCCCGCGCUGUCACUGAGUCUUCCUGCAUAAGCAUUGAAGUAUCUCCAUUCCAUGUUGCAGUAACUAUGAUGGAUAAGGGACGGGACCUGAGGCUUAUUAGUGCAGUACAGUGGUCCCAUUUUGUGCCUAAGAGAUGCAAGUGAUUGUCACCACGGCUACAGAUGUGCAUCCCCUUCUUCUUGAUACAGGGUGUGAUGCAGUAGGAGUGUCAGCAUCAGCACCAAUCAUCCACCCAUGUGUGAGUCAGGAAGAGUUUGCCCUGCACUGCCAUGAUGCCCUGCCCUGCCAGCUUUGGAUAGUCUCAAAGCAUCUAACCUCAAAGCAUCAUUUAAAUACCAUUCCUUUCCCUGACUUCAACUCUAUGCAGAGCUAUUCACACAAGGUGGUCUGAGAUCAUGAAACCAUACCAGGACCACAUGUCCUGCUUUUGUUAAAAAAGAAAAGAAAAAGAAAAAAAUAUAUACUUUUUUGGGUCAGCCAGUCUGACAGUUGAAUAACAAAGAAAGAAAAAGGAAACGCACAUGCAUAGCGACUAACAGAAAAAACAGGGAACCAACAGGGAACUUGGUGCAAUCCACCAUUGUGCGCAUGAUGAAUAUUAGGGGAAGGGAAGAGAAAACCAAGGUGGGCAACAAAGUAGAUCAGGCCGAAAAGACCCAGUUUCUAAGACGUAGCUAAACUCGCUUGAGCCACGCCAAGCCAAGCGAGAUGACACUUCACUGACUGACAGAUUUUUUUUUAAAAAGCGAAUUUAUUACCAGUAGAGAGAGUCUGAUUUUAUAUUCUACCUGAUUUUCAUAACAUAGGUCACAGCUGUAGAGUGUCUGUCUUGUUACCAUGCCAACCAGUAGGAAAACAAUACCCAGAUGUCACAGUGUGAGGCAGUUGAUUGGCUAGACAGGUUUACAUUAGGUCAACGUCUCGCCACCUCGCCUAGCCUGGAAGGGCCUGUUUCCAUGGCAUCAGUGUUUACCUAUGGUGGGUCUGUAGAACAUGUACACAUAAAGAAAAGGUUUAUACGGAAAGCAAAUAAAUGUCUUUCAUUGUCUGUGA
This is a messenger RNA of Engraulis encrasicolus (European anchovy), 3832 nucleotides long. Its product is annotated as tumor necrosis factor receptor superfamily member 12A. Gene Ontology annotation, molecular function: protein binding. NCBI's taxonomy places the organism in Eukaryota, Metazoa, Chordata, Actinopteri, Clupeiformes, Engraulidae. Gene Ontology annotation, biological process: positive regulation of apoptotic process. The coding region runs from base 162 to 533 and encodes 123 amino acids. The transcript has 5 exons. The record is from RefSeq and is a predicted model, not a curated record. Gene Ontology annotation, cellular component: plasma membrane.